This is a messenger RNA of Myotis lucifugus (little brown bat), 1885 nucleotides long. RefSeq names its product perilipin 3 (gene PLIN3). The coding region runs from base 84 to 1394 and encodes 436 amino acids. The record is from RefSeq and is a predicted model, not a curated record. Gene Ontology annotation, cellular component: cytosol; lipid droplet. Lineage: Eukaryota; Metazoa; Chordata; Mammalia; Chiroptera; Vespertilionidae. Gene Ontology annotation, biological process: lipid storage; positive regulation of triglyceride storage. The transcript has 7 exons.
AGGUGUGAACUUCCUCCUGGAGGGAGGGGUGGGUCGGGCUGUACCUGACUAGUCCAUCUGUCCACAGUGCGUGCUUCUGAGAAAUGUCUACCAAUGAGACAGAAGCCCCUGCCGACACCCAGGUGACAGCUGAAGAACCUGUACAGCAGCCCAGCGUGGUGGACCGAGUGGCCAACAUGCCCCUCAUCAGCACCACCUGCAACAUGGUGUCGGCAGCCUACACCUCCACCAAGGAGAGCCACCCCCACGUCAAGACCGUCUGCGACGCGGCCGAGAAAGGCGUGAAGACCCUCACGGCGGCUGCCGUCAGUGGGGCCCAGCCCAUCCUGUCCAAGCUGGAGCCCCAGAUCACGUCAGCCAGUGAAUACGCCCAUCGGGGGCUGGAUAAGCUGGAAGAGAACCUGCCGAUCCUACAGCAGCAGACGGAGAAGGUCCUGGCGGAUACCAAGGAGCUCGUGUCGUCUAAGGUGACCGGGGCCCGAGAAGCAGUGGCCAGCGCCAAGGACACAGUGGCCACCCGAGUGACAGAGGCAGUGGAUGUGACCCGGGAAGCUGUGCAGAGCGGCGUGGACAAGACCAAGUCGGUGGUGACCAGCAGUGUCCAGUCGGUCAUGGGGUCCCGCAUGGGCCAGAUGGUGCUAAGUGGGGUGGACACAGUGUUGGGCAAGUCGGAGGAAUGGAUGGACAACCACCUGCCUAUGACAGACUCCGAGCUGGCCCACCUUGCCACGUCCCUGGAGGGCGUCGACGUCGCCUCGGUGCAGCAGCAGCGGCAGGAGCAGAGCUACUUCGUGCGUCUGGGCUCCCUGUCGGAGCGGCUGCGCCAUCAAGCCUACAAACACUCGGUGAACAAACUGCAGCACACCCGGCAGAGGGCCCAGGAGGCCCUGCUGCAGCUGGCGCAGGCCCUCAGCCUGAUGGAAAGUGUGAAGCUGGGCAUGGAUCAGAAGCUGGUGGAAGGUCAGGAGAAGCUACACCAGAUGUGGCUCAACUGGAACCAGAAGCAGCUCCAGGGCACGGAGAAGAGCCUGGCGAAGCCAGAGCAGGUCGAGUUCCAGACGCUCACCAUGUUGCGUGACAUUGCCCAGCAGCUGCAGGCCACCUGCACCUCGCUGGGGUCCAGCAUCCAGGGGCUGCCCAGCCACGUGAAGGACCAGGUACAGCAGGCUCGCCGCCAGGUGGAGGACCUCCAGGCCACCUUUUCCGGCAUGCAUUCCUUCCAGGACCUGUCCAGCUCCAUCCUGACGCAGAGCCGCGAGCGCGUCGCCAAGGCCCGCGAGGCCCUUGACCACUUAGUCGAGUAUGUGUCCCAGAACACGCCCAUCACGUGGGUGGUGGGACCCUUCGCCCCUGGAGUCGCGGAGAAAGCCCCAGAACCAGAAGAGAAGAAGUAGGAUAGGCAGGAAAGGGGUUCGGGGUCUCAGUCCGUUCCCGAGCGGUCAGCAAGGAGCACUGGACCCCCUGCCCCCAGCUCAUCUCAGCUACUGCCCUGGGAAGCUGGGAUCCUCCCAACAGACCACCCUGAGCCUGGAGGAAGAAUGUCCUGAGCCGUACCUCCUCAGCAUUGGUGUGAGGUUUCCGAAAAAUUGUUUUCUAGAAGGUUUUAAAGAAAUUGUUUUAGAAGAAGGUUUCAAAAAAUAUAUUGUUUCUUCCCUAAAAGCCAGGGAUCUCGCUCUUCUAUCCCACUUCCUUUUGUACAUCAAGGGCCACAGACCUCAGUGUUUAGGUCCCGAACUUGGACUUCUGGUCUGUGAAGUGGGCCUCCUGCGGCAGGGAGGGGCUGCCUGGGCGCGUUGUAGAGCAGGAGGGGGCGGGGCCUGCCUGGGAAGCCGUAGGUGCCUGGAGCUUCAGUGUUGCCUUAAUAAAUUUUAUCUGCAGCUGAGUA